UCAGGUCCCAAACCUACUGUUGAUUGCAGCUUUGUUACAGAAUUUGAUGACCAUAUUUUCGUGGCAGUAGAUGCUGAAGCAUUUUUCUUUUUGCAUGAUCUUAUCACAUCAUACAUAAAAGAAAAAGAAACUGUAAGUACAUUUGGAAAAUCACAUUCACCAGAUAGUGACCGCAAACUUAAAAUGGCUGAUCCUACUGAGGCCUUGCAGAAAGACUGGAGGAACUAUCAGUGUCAUACUUGGCAUUUAGAACCAACAGUCAGGUUAUUGUCUUGGGCUGGUAAAGGAAUAGAACCUUAUGGCGUAGAUUAUAUUCUGCAAAAGUUGGGUUUUGCUCAUGCUAGAGUCACCAUUCCUAAAUGGAUGCAAAGGGGAUGCAUGGAUCCACUGGAUAAAAUUUUAGCUGUAGUUAUGGAAAAAAUGAUUGCUGCUGUGAAAGAUGAUAAAGAUGAUAACGCUGCUUGUUCAAAGAAGUAAUUUUAAACUAUGUGCCAUAUUAUCAUUGUUUAAAGAGAUUUCCAAAGCAAGAUACUAGUUCUUGUCGUGAUGUAUAGAGAUGUGAUACUGCUCUUUGUUAAAGUUAAUUUAUGUUCAUGUCUUUGAACGUUGAGUUUUUUUGUUUGCUCUGGUAAUAUAAGCUGCAAUUGUUAUUUGUCUGAAUUAGAGUUUGUGUACAUAAGGUAUUAAAUAUUUAUGAACUGUGAUGGAGGAUUAAAUUUUAAUAUAUUUCUUUAAAUUUAAUACACUGUGUUAAUCGUGAAAGUCUGCUUAUUGUAACAUAAUUUAUGAUGAUUUUGAUGAAGGAUGUUUAGAAAUAAAAUGUUUCAAAUGUGUACAAGAUUAAAUCAAAUGCCUUUAAAAUAUUUUUUAUUAAAUUAAUCAUUAAUUUAUUGUGUAGAGAAUGAUUUUAAGUAUUUUUACCUAUUCGGGAAUAACGGAUCAUAAAGUGAAUUUUUAUAAUCUCUUAUGAUUGUAAACUGAGAUUUGUAAAUCUGAGUUUAUAUAAUUUUCUGUUUGAUUUUGUAAAUUUAGCUCUUCAUAGUGUAGUUCAAAAUAUAAAAACAAUUUUUUAAGUUAGAUAUAUUGCUGAUAUUGAAAAAGCCAUAAAAUCGGAAGAAUCUCGUAUAAAUGCGAAUAUAUGCUGUAUAAAAUGCUGUGAUGUUAAUUUUUUGUGUCCAAAAUUACAAUUUGCAAAAUGUUAAAAACAUUGACGAGUAAGAUGUUAUAAAUUCCUGUGACUGUUAUCAGUGCAUAUACCUUAAUAACUGUGUGCUAGUAUUCUAAAAUUCAGGAAUUAAACAAUGUCAGGAAGGGAAUCUUCUAAUGCUCUGUAAUAUGUUUCAUAUUUUAUUUUUUGUUUAUUCAUUCUUUCCCUCUCCACUAUGAGAAAGACAGGAAAAGUAUGCUUAGCAUAUUUCUUGUGAAUUAUGUUUUAUUUCAAAUAAGGUGUAAAAUGAUGCAUUUUGUUGGCUUUUAUAAUAUCCAAAGGCUUUCAAAGCUUUUGAAAUUGCUCUGUUUCUCAAGUAUUUUUAAUAGAGCUAAUGUGCAACUGAAUGCACCUAGUCUUGCAAAAUCAAAAUGUUUUUUUAUUAUAGUAAUUAUUAUCUGAAAUAUAUUUACAUUAUUUUUAUUGCAGCAUAAAAAUCUAUUUGCUGUUUUUUCUUUUGUGAUUUUGUAAGUCAUGAAAUGAAGUAAAAUAUUAAACACUUAGGUAUAGUGGAUUAAAGAAAAGGGGAGGGACAGUUGUGAUUAUACCUGACCAGUUAACAAAAUUCAGCUUGAGUCUUUCAUGUUCCAAAAAAAGCAGUUUGCGAUAUGUAUUAGAUUUAUGCUGAACAUUACUUUUAAAUACAGUCAAAAGUCUUUAAUCUGGACUCGUUGGGACUUCGGCGAUUCCGGAUUAUAGAUCAUCAGUUUAAAUGU
Stegodyphus dumicola is the source of this 1923-nucleotide messenger RNA. RefSeq names its product transmembrane protein KIAA1109 homolog tweek (gene tweek). The record is from RefSeq and is a predicted model, not a curated record. NCBI's taxonomy places the organism in Eukaryota, Metazoa, Arthropoda, Arachnida, Araneae, Eresidae. Gene Ontology annotation, biological process: synaptic vesicle endocytosis.